This is a messenger RNA of Capsella rubella, 615 nucleotides long. RefSeq names its product sec-independent protein translocase protein TATA, chloroplastic. The transcript has 2 exons. Bases 37 to 477 code for a protein of 146 amino acids. Gene Ontology annotation, cellular component: membrane. The record is from RefSeq and is a predicted model, not a curated record. Gene Ontology annotation, biological process: protein transport by the Tat complex. Lineage: Eukaryota; Viridiplantae; Streptophyta; Magnoliopsida; Brassicales; Brassicaceae.
UAAAACACAUAACAUUAGAACCAGAAGUAAGCAGCAAUGGCGACAUCUGUUGCGACUCUAUCUUCUCCUCCACCAGUAUCUCUACCUCUCUCAUCAUCUCGCUCUUCCUUCUUCUCCAAUUGCUUCACAGUACCAACCCGACAAAACUACCGUUCUUUGGUAGCGAUUCGACCAAAAAUCCGACCGGAACAGACGAGAAAGCCACUCACUUGUAAUGCCCUGUUUGGUCUCGGUGUGCCUGAACUCGCUGUGAUUGCUGGCGUCGCUGCGUUGCUUUUUGGACCUAAGAAGCUUCCUGAGAUUGGGAAAAGUAUUGGGAAAACUGUUAAAAGCUUUCAACAGGCUGCAAAAGAGUUUGAGUCUGAGCUUAAGACGGAACCUGAAGACUCUGUUACUGACUCAUCGCCAGUAGCAAUGAGUAACAAAGAAGAGGAGAAAAAAAAUGAGGUUUCUUCAAGCUCAAAAGAGAAUGUAUGAAGAUGAGACUUUAGUGUUUGCUUUUUCCUUGUAGCUACAACAAUUUUAUGUGAUGAUGAGUUUUAGAUGAAAUACUCACUUUGGAAGAAAACGAAAUUAUAGCCUUCCAAUGAAAGUAUAAUCAGUUUGUGUUUUAAA